AUGUUUGGGGCAGUAGUUGGAGAUAGAGAGGUGGAGUUCUCCUGGUCUCCCCCACCACCCACCCAGCAAAAUGGAGUCAUCACCAGCUACACCCUCUCCUGCUCCCCCUCCCCCUCCUCCCUCCCCCAAUCCCCCUCCUCCCAGUCUGGGAGCCUCACUGCCACUAGCUUCUCUCCCAACACUCUCUACUCCUGUUCUCUGACUGCUGAAAAUAGCCAGGGAUCUGGACCUCCUGCUGUUGUCACUUUCACUACAGAAGAAGAUUUCCCCCUCCUCCCAGUCUCUGGCUCUCUAUCAGUGACUGGCUUCUCUCCCAACACUCUCUACUCCUGUUCUCUGACUGCUAACAAUAGUCAGGGAUCUGGACCUCCUGCUACAUACACCUUCACUACCCAGCAAGACUCUGUGGGCAUGGCAUAUGGUGGCCCUUUGAGUGAGGUACAACAGUGGGAGGUAGAGAAGAGUGGUGAUAAGUGCUCAAAGGGGUUUGAGAUGAGUCUAGUGCCAGGUUCUCCUGGAGUCAUUCCAACCUCCACCAACUCUGCCUACCACACAGUAAAGCAGGAGGGGAAGAUUGCUGAGACGUAUUAUGAGAUCCCACUGAGAGCUGGGGACGAUAGAGGAUACGAUAUUAUCCUUUGUCCCUCACCUCCUCCUCAUCGUCCUCCCUCCCAGCAGUCUCUCCCCAAACCCCCUGAGUCUGAGGAGGAGGUGUACGAGGCCAUCCCUGGAGAGGACAACUGA
Messenger RNA from Geodia barretti, 744 nucleotides. Lineage: Eukaryota; Metazoa; Porifera; Demospongiae; Tetractinellida; Geodiidae. The record is from the annotation of a GenBank genome assembly.